Messenger RNA from Camellia sinensis, 1872 nucleotides. The record is from RefSeq and is a predicted model, not a curated record. Lineage: Eukaryota; Viridiplantae; Streptophyta; Magnoliopsida; Ericales; Theaceae.
AAAACUUACCUGGAGGAAAGGGUAUCUGAAGGUCAAGAUGACAGUAACUGUGUAGGAAAAAUGACCAUUAAUAAUUUUUUUGUUGUUGAUAAAUACCAUUAAUGACUUUAAAUUGGAAGUCAUUGAAUUCCACUCAUUGAUUCAGCAUUGUCAGGCUACCGGUUGUUUCAAAAGAUUAAGCAAUUAGAAAAUGAGUUCACCAUUGUAUAUCAAGAGCUAAAAAGUGUAUGCUAUUUAUUUUAUUCAUUAUGGAGUGCACGCUGAAAAUCUAAUGGUUAACAUCAAUAAUUCUAGGAUGAAAGUAUUUACUCUUGUUUUCCUGUUGAUUUCUUCAUGUUCAUUGUAUGCAGAUGCCUCAGAGCUUUGACUACCCUUCACAUACUCGCUUGCCUGGAAUGAAGCUUGGUUAUGAUAGGAGCAAUGGAAAAAUCUGGUCUUUGAUAUCCUGGAAAAGCAGGGAAGACCCUGGCCCUGGAGUUUUCUCUCCGGAACUUGAUCCUCAAGGCACGAGCCAGUGCUUCAUCAUAAAGGGAUAUCAGAAGUAUUGGACUAGUGGGGAAUGGAAUGGACAAAAUUUCUCAACGGUCCCUGAUUUGAAUGCGCUCAAUUUAUUAGACAUCGCCUAUUUUUCCAGAUCGAGUGGGAACUAUUUCACUUAUUCUGUUACUGAUGCUUCCGUGACCAGUAGAUUUGUGUUGGAAAUAUCAGGUAAACUCGAGCAGCUGUUAUGGUCUGAAACUACCCAUCGAUGGGAUUUGUUUUGGUAUCAACCAAGCCAGCAGUGUGAGGUUUAUGCCUACUGUGGGGCUUUUAGCAAUUGCAGUCAAAAGGCCCGUCCAUUUUGCCAAUGUUUGCCAGGUUUUGAACCCCUUUCUGUAGGAAGUUGGAAUGCAGGCGACAUGUCAGGAGGGUGUGCAAGGAAGGUCCCUUUGCAGUGUGGCAAUGAUAGUCAAGCCAAUGGGCAGAAUGACCAGUUUCUUUGGAUAUAUCCAAAUGAUGGGUUUCAAUAUGGAGCGAAGAUCUCUUUAAUGUGGAGCAGCUGACAAAUGAUGACACUGAUGGGAGAGAUUUCUAUCUAAAACUUGCUGCUUCUGAGUUUCUUAGUAAUGGUAAGAAUAAUGGAAUUGUCGCAGUUGUUUUGGUGGCAUGGUGACAACAAUUAGUUACAUUGUUUUUGAUGAAAAGUCUAUUGUCAGAUACGAUUCGCAAUUCAUGCAUAGAUCAAUACAAAUCUAUGAGUGAGUCUAAUUUGGAAUGGAAUCUAUGGUAAAUUGCACGAUCACAAUUGAUUGAUGCAAUUCUUGAACUAUCGUGUCCUAGAAAUUGACUAUGUUUAUAUUUUUUGUUUUUGUCUAAAAAAAAAUGUUAUAAUAUAUCUUCUCAGCAUGUUUAAAGUUAAAAGUAAAAUAAUUAUGAUUUAAUGUAAGAUGGGUCAGGUCAGUCCCACAAGUGUCUCCUUUUUUUUUUUUUAACUUCUUUUUUUUGAAUAAUAAGCAUAUAGUUUUUAAAUUGUUUUUAAGUUUUAAAUAAAUAAUUCCACUUAAUUCUUUCUUCUUAUUAUAGGGUUUCUAAGUCCAUUUUUCGAAUAUCAAGACAAAUUAUAUUGUUUUUGAAUAAUUUUAUAGUUAGUGGGAUUUGAACCCACAUUGCUUAAUUAGAUGGUGUAGUUAUGUCCUUAUAUGACAAACUAUUUUAUAACAUAUGCCAAAAUCAAUCUUAUUUCAUUUUUUUUUUCAUAUAUAUGAGUGUAUAGCAUAAUCUUUUAUUAGUUUGUAGUAAAUCUUAGCAAUUUUUCAUUCGAUUUACAAUUCACAUAAUUAAGAUUUCAAUUCAUGAUGCAAUUCUUAAUUUGACAACUAUGGAAAAUCUUGA